CGGGACCCCCGGGACCCCCGGGGAGCCCCCCAGGACCCCCGGGACCCCCGGGACCCCCGGGACCCCCGCCAAGAGCGCGGCGCAGCUGAAGAAGGAGGCGAAGAAACGGGAGAAGCUGGAGAAAUUCCAGCAGAAACAGGAGAAGAACCGGGAGCUGCAGGCUCAGGCCAAGGACAAGGCCAAGCCCAGCCGGGCCCGGCGGGAGCUGCAGGGGCUGCGCUACGAGACCCCCACCCCCCCCGGCUGCAAGAAGGAUGUGGGGGGGCCGCUCCCCGAGAGCUACAGCCCCGCCUACGUGGAGGCGGCGUGGUACAGCUGGUGGGAGAAGGAGGGGUUCUUCCGGCCGGAGUGUGGGCGCUCCCUGGAGACCCCCAACCCCCGGGGGGUGUUCGUGAUGUGCCUCCCCCCCCCCAACGUCACCGGGACGCUGCACCUGGGCCACGCCCUGACCGUGGCCAUCCAGGACACGCUGACCCGCUGGCACAGGAUGAGGGGCCUGACCGCUCUCUGGGUCCCGGGCUGUGACCACGCCGGAAUCGCCACCCAGGUGGUCGUGGAGCGGCGCCUGCUGCGCUCCCGAGGGGUCACUCGGCACCAGCUCGGCCGCGACGCCUUCCUGGGGGAGGUGUGGCGCUGGAAGGAGGAGAAGGGCGACCGCAUUUACCAGCAGCUGCGGCGCCUGGGAGCCUCCAUGGACUGGGAGCGCGCCUGUUUCACCAUGGACCCCAAAAUGAGCCGGGCAGUGACCGAGGCUUUCGUCCGGCUGCACGAGCAGGGCCUGAUCUACCGCAGCCGCCGCAUCGUGCACUGGAGCUGCGCCCUGCGCUCGGCCAUUUCUGACAUCGAGGUGGAGAAGCGGGAGCUGGGGGGCCGCACCCUGCUGCGGGUGCCGGGCUACGAGGAGCCCGUGGAGUUCGGGGUCCUGGUGGCCUUCGCCUACCCCCUGGAGGGGGCCGGGGAGGGGGAGGACUCUGAGCUCGUGGUGGCCACGACGCGUCUGGAGACGAUGCUGGGGGACGAGGCCGUGGCCGUGCACCCCGAGGACCCCCGGUACCAGCACCUGCGGGCUCGCCACGUCCUGCACCCGUUCACGGGGCGGCGCCUGCCGGUUCUGCACGACGCCUUCGUGGACCCCCAGUUCGGCACCGGUGCCGUUAAGAUCACGCCUGCCCACGACGCCACCGACUUCGAGGUGGGGCAGCGGCACGGGCUGGGCGUGGCCACCGUCAUCGCCGAGGACGGCACCAUGGUCAACGUCCCCGCCCCCUUCCAGGGGAUGCCGCGGUUCAGGGCGCGGUCGCUGCUGCUGGAGACCCUCAAGGAGCGGGGGCUGUUCCGGGGGGUGAGCGAGAACCCCAUGGUGGUGCCCGUCUGCAGCCGCUCCAAGGACGUGCUGGAGCCGCGGGCGGUGCCGCAGUGGUUCGUGCGCUGCCAGGGCCUGGCCGGGGCCGCGGCGGCCGCCGUGCGCAGGGGGGACCUGAGGCUGCACCCGCCCGGCCACGCCCGCACCUGGUUCAGCUGGAUGGAGAACAUCAGGGACUGGUGCAUCUCCCGGCAGCUCUGGUGGGGCCAUCGCAUCCCCGCCUACUUCGUCACCAUCAACGACCCCAAAGUGGCCCCUGGCCAGGACGAGGACGGGCGGUUCUGGGUCAGCGGCCGCUCCGAGGACGAGGCUCGGGCCAAAGCGGCCGCAGCCUUUGGGGUCUCCCCCGAACUGGUCAGCCUGAGGCAAGACGAGGACGUUCUGGACACUUGGUUCUCCUCCGGCCUCUUCCCCUUUUCUGUCUUUGGCUGGCCUGAGCAGACCCCCGACCUGGAGCGGUUCUACCCGGGCUCGCUGCUGGAGACCGGCCACGACAUCCUCUUCUUCUGGGUGGCGAGGAUGGUGAUGCUGGGGCUGGCACUGACCGGGCGCCUGCCCUUCCGUGAGGUUUACCUCCACGCCAUCGUCCGCGACGCCCACGGGCGCAAGAUGAGCAAAUCCCUGGGGAACGUCAUCGACCCCCUGGACGUCAUCGCGGGGGUGACGCUGCAGGAGCUGCAGCAGCAGCUGGAGAGCAGCAACCUGGACCCUGCGGAGCUGGAGCGGGCCCGGGAGGGGCAGAGACGCGACUUCCCCGAGGGGAUCCCGGAGUGCGGGACGGACGCGCUGCGCUUCGCCCUCUGCGCCUACACGGCCCAGGGCCGGGACAUCAACCUGGACGUGGGGCGGGUUUUGGGGUACCGGUACUUCUGUAACAAGGUCUGGAACGGGGCGCGCUUCGUGCUGCGGGCGCUGGGAGAGGGCUACCGGCCCCCCCCCGGGACACAGGUGUCCCGGGGGUCCCUGGCCCAGCGCUGGGUCCGGAGCCGCCUGAGCCGCGCCGUUGGGACCUGCGGGGCCGCCCUGGGGGGCUUCGACUUCCCGGGGGCCACCACGGCCGUGCACGGCUUCUGGGUCUAUGAACUGUGUGACAUCUACCUGGAGUGUGUGAAGCCGGUCCUGUCCCGAGGGACCCCGGCCCAGCCCGGGGGGGUCCCGGGGGGUCCCGCGGAGGGGGAGGGGCAGGACGGGGACGGCGAGGAUGAUGAAGGUGACCCCGCUGCGGCGCGGCUGACGCUGCUGACGUGUCUGGACGCGGGGCUGCGGCUCCUGGCCCCCUUCAUGCCCUUCCUGGCCGAGGAGCUCUGGCAGCGGCUGCCCCCCCGGGACCCCCCCGCGCCCCCCAGCAUCUGCCUCGCCCCCUUCCCCGAGCCCAGCAGGUGCUGCUGGCAGGACGAGGAGGCCGAGGCCACCAUGAGGGAAUUCCUGCUGGGAAUCGUCCGAGCCCUGCGGAGCCUGCGGGCAGCGCACGGCCUGACCCGCCAGAGACCCCCCUGUUUCCUGCAGUGUCCCGACCCCUCCUGGGGGUCCCGGGCCGGCCGGAGCCGGGGGCUGCUGCGGGCGCUGGGGGGGGUGGGCUCGGUGCGGCUGCUGGGGGGGGGCGAGGGGCCCCCCCAGGGCUGCGCCGUGGCCGUGGCCUCGGACCGGUGCACCGUGCACCUGCUGCUCAAGGGCAUCGUGGACCCCCCCAAGGAGCUGCAGCGGCUCGGGGGGCGGCGGGAGGAGCUGCAGAAGGGGCUGGAGCGGCUGCGGGAGCGCCGGGGGGGCCCCGGGUACCCCCACAAGGUGCCCCCCCACGUGCAGGAGGCCGACGCCGCCAAGCUGGCCCAGCUGGAGUCGGAGCUGCGGAACGUUCUGGAAGCCGAGGAGCUGAUGAGGAAAAUGCUGUGACCCCCCCGGGACCCCCCCCCGGGACCCCCCCCCGGGACCCCCCCCCAAAUAAAGCGAUCCUGGACCCGCC
This is a messenger RNA of Poecile atricapillus (Black-capped chickadee), 3323 nucleotides long. RefSeq names its product valine--tRNA ligase-like. Gene Ontology annotation, biological process: valyl-tRNA aminoacylation. NCBI's taxonomy places the organism in Eukaryota, Metazoa, Chordata, Aves, Passeriformes, Paridae. Gene Ontology annotation, molecular function: aminoacyl-tRNA deacylase activity; valine-tRNA ligase activity; ATP binding. The record is from RefSeq and is a predicted model, not a curated record. Gene Ontology annotation, cellular component: cytosol.